Lathyrus sativus (Indian pea) is the source of this 1572-nucleotide messenger RNA. NCBI's taxonomy places the organism in Eukaryota, Viridiplantae, Streptophyta, Magnoliopsida, Fabales, Fabaceae. The record is from the annotation of a GenBank genome assembly.
AUGCCGUGCUUUUCCCGUUCUUCCCCCUUCCCGCCGGCGGCGAUUCUCAUUCUCUCCUUCUUCGCAGCUGCAAAUGCCGUUGACAACAAUGCCUCCUGCAAUCACGAAACGCAAUUGAUUAAGGUGAAGAAUUGGAUUGAUGGCAAAGAAGGUGAAAUGGUUAAUGGUAUGACCGCGAGAUUCGGCUCUUUAUUGCCUGAAGAUGCUGCUCAAUCUAUCAGAACUCCUCUUGUUUCUUCUGUUCCCGCUGAUUGUUGUUCCCUUUCAACUGCAAAGGUAUCUGGAUCAGUUGCUGUUUGUGUCCGCGGUACUUGUGAUUACACAACUAAAGCUACGAUUGCACAAUCAGGGGGCGCUAAGGGCGUCUUGAUGAUAAAUGAGCAGCUCGUUGAGAUGAACUGCCCUAGUGCUACCAUGGAAAAGAUAGACAUUUCAAUCCCAGUAGUGGAAGUAACAGCGUCAUUGGCGGAAAAUCUCAAGAAUUCUUUGUCGUCUGGAAAGAAAGUGGAAGUUCUACUAUAUGCACCCGUUCGUCCAGUUAUAGAUUUCUCUGUUGGAUGUUUGUGGUUGAUGUCUGUUGGAACAGUUAUAUGCGCCGCAUUAUGGGCAGACUUCACUGCUACUGAUCAGGCUGAUGAAAAUGAUUUUUCUCCUAAGGGAUCUUCCACUGCUGAAAAAGGGGCCGGUGAUUCUGAAAAUGAUAUUGUUAACAUAGAUGCAAGGGGGGCUGUCAUUUUUGUCAUUACAGCUUCUACGUUUCUCGUGCUACUGUUCUUCUUCAUGUCAUCUUGGUUUAUCUACGUGCUGAUUUUUCUUUUUUGUAUUGGUGGUAUUGAGGGGAUGCAUAAUUGUAUUGUAAGCCUCACUUUAAAGAAACAUCCCAAUUAUGGAGAGAAGACUGUGAAUGUACCUUUGUUUGGGAAGACAUCUUUUUUCUCACUAGCAGUGCUACUAUUUUGUACGGCAUUUGCGGUAAUAUGGGCUAUUACUCGACGAGAAUCAUUUUCAUGGUUUGGCCAAGAUGUUCUUGGUAUCGGUUUAAUGAUAACAGUAUUGCAAUUGGCUCGCUUGCCUAAUAUCAAGGUUGCUACUGUACUACUUUGUUGUGCAUUUGUAUAUGACAUUUUUUGGGUAUUCAUAUCCCCAGUGAUAUUCCAGAAGAGUGUUAUGAUUACUGUUGCUCGUGGUGACAAGGCAGGCGGUGAAGCAAUUCCUAUGCUUUUGAGAUUUCCCCGUCCUUCUGAUCCUUGGGGUGGCUAUGAUAUGAUCGGAUUUGGAGAUAUUCUGUUUCCUGGUUUGCUUGUUUCCUUUACUCGUAGAUACGACAAAAUUAAUAACAAAGGGGUAUUUGAUGGAUAUUUUCUUUGGCUGGUAAUUGGCUAUGGCUUUGGCCUCUUCUUCACAUAUUUGGGGUUAUAUAUGAUGAAUGGUCAUGGACAACCUGCACUCCUCUACCUCGUUCCAUGUACACUAGGAGUCGCUGUGAUAUUGGGAUGUAUAAGAGGUGAGCUCAAGGAUAUUUGGAAUUAUGACGAAGACUCGGGUUCAUCUAAAGAACCUCCUGAAGUUUGA